AUGAAGCGAAGUGCCGUCACACCCAACAACUCCACCUUUCCCUUCCUCUUAAAAGCAUGUGCCACACUUUCCCAUCUCCCAAACUCCCAAAUCAUCCAUGCCCACGUCCUCAAAUCCCGCUUUCAAUCCAACAUUUACGUGCAAACCGCAAUGGUUGAUAUGUAUGUCAAGUGUGGUCAGUUGGUAGAUGCACAUAAUGUGUUUGUUGAAAUGCCCGACAGGGAUAUUGCUUCUUGGAAUGCAAUGCUGUUGGGUUUUGCUCACUCUGGCUUUCUUGAUAGGAUGUCUUGUCUUCUACGUCAGAUGAGGCUUUCGGGGAUUCGUCCCGAUUCAGUCACUGUCUUGCUACUCAUUGACGCUAUUUUGCGCGUGAGAAAUCUGACUUUUUUGGGUGCAGUUCAUUCCUUUGGGAUUCGAAUUGGGGUUCAUUAUGAUCUUUCCGUGGCUAACACUUUGGUUUCUGGAUAUGCCAAGUGUGGUCACUUGUGUUCGGCACAGAUGGUGUUUGAUGAAAUUGACACUGCUCUGAGGUCUGUUGUGUCCUGGAAUUCCAUGAUUGCAGCAUAUGCGAAUUUUGAAAAGUAUGUCAAAGCUGUUAAUUGUUACAAAGGGAUGCUAGAUAGUGCGUUUUCCCCAGACAUUAGCACAAUUCUCAAUUUGCUUUCGUCAUGCGUAGAACCUAAGGCACUUUUUCAUGGUUUGCUUGUACAUUCUCAUGGAGUUAAGUUGGGUUGUGAUUCUGAUGUAUGUGUGGUGAAUACUCUUAUUUGUAUGUAUUCCAAGGGCGGGGAUAUUCAUUCGGCAAGAUUUUUGUUUGAUUGCAUGUCUGACAAAACUUGUGUAUCAUGGACUGUAAUGAUCAGUGGGUACGCUGAGAAAGGAUAUAUGAGUGAGGCAUUGACCUUGUUCAAUGCAAUGGAAGCUGCGGGUGAGAAACCGGAUUUGGUUACUGUGCUUGCACUGAUUUCAGGUUGUGGCCAGAUGGGGGCGCUUGAACUUGGAAAAUGGGUUGACAAUUACUCUGUUAACAAAGGAUUGAAAUAUAAUGUUGUAGUUUGUAACGCACUAAUUGACAUGUAUGCCAAGUGCGGAUCUUUUAAUGAUGCUAAGGAGCUUUUCUAUGCCAUGGCUAACAGAACUGUCGUUUCCUGGACUACCAUGAUUACUGCCUGUGCUUUGAAUGGAGAUGUUAAAGAUGCUUUGAACCUAUUUUUUAUGAUGUUAGAAAUGGGGAUGAAACCAAACCACAUAACAUUUCUUGCUGUUCUCCAAGCUUGUGCACAUGGAGGUUUACUAGAAAGCGGAUUGGAGUGCUUCAACAUGAUGACACAAAAGUAUGGCAUAAGCCCUGGUAUAGACCAUUAUUCUUGUAUGGUUGAUCUUCUUGGUCGUAAAGGACAUCUCAGAGAAUCUUUAGAAAUUAUUAGAAGUAUGCCUUUUAAACCUGAUGCUGGCAUAUGGAGUGCAUUGCUCUCUGCUUGCAAACUUCAUGGUAAGAUGGAGAUGGGUAAGUACGUGUCUGAACAGCUAUUUGAAUUGGAGCCCCAAGUGGCAGUUCCAUACGUGGAGAUGGCUAACAUAUAUGCAUCAGCUGAAAUGUGGGAUGAAGUUGCAGAUAUUAGAAGGAGGAUGAAAUAUCUUCAACUGAGGAAAUGUCCUGGGCAAAGUAUUAUUCAAGUGAAUGAGAAAUCUACUAUAUUUACAGUUGAGGAUAGGGAUCACCCUGAAACCUUGUACAUAUAUGAUAUGCUAGAUGGCUUGGCUUCCCAUUCUAAAAUGGGACUACUAGGUUAUGCAGAGGAGAUUGUUGAAGGUUGGGAGUGA
Sphenostylis stenocarpa is the source of this 1824-nucleotide messenger RNA. The record is from the annotation of a GenBank genome assembly. Lineage: Eukaryota; Viridiplantae; Streptophyta; Magnoliopsida; Fabales; Fabaceae.